GCCGGGAAUACGAUGCUUCCAGUGCCACAAGUGCAACAAGAGAGAAGUAACACUCAGAUCACUAUUCAGGCAUUUUCAUGCACACCAUGGGCAUGAACGCAACUGGUUGUGCGGUAUCCAAGGAUGCAUGAGGACUUGUAUCACAUAUGGAGCUUAUAGAAAGCAUGCUUCGAGGCAACACGCUGAGGUUUUUGAAAAUGCCAACUUUCUGGAAGACAGUGCAUAUAAUGUAUUUAAUCAUGAUGUGACAUUUAUUACAACUGAGGUGGACACUGAGGCUUUGUUAGAUGACCCUGAUGUGCCAGGAACUUCUCGUGCUUCUGACACAGAGCAUCGGCAGACAAGUUUGGCCAGCUCAUCUUGUCAUCAGCGAGACUUUUUCAAUCAAUUUGCAAUGAUGCAACUGAAGUGGAAAGAAGGAAGAAGGCUACCAGAUUCAACUUUGCAAGACAUAUCUACAGAUGUUGUCUUGUACAUGCAGGACUUUUUUGAACACCUUUUAUUAGAAUCUUCUGAAGCAAAAAAAAAAGCAGCAUCAUUUCUAAACCAUCAACUUGAACAGCUUCUCAACAAAAAGCAACGAGAAAACUAUUGGAAGUUGUGCCUCCCUUUUGUAAAACCAGAGGAAAUUUUCAUUGGAAGAGAUUCCCGAGGGAAGAAGGAGACAUACAGUUAUAUCCCUAUUUUAAAGGCACUUGAAGCAUUAAUAACAAAGCAUUCUAUUGAUUGGCACCAGUCGGAAGCAGCGACCUCAAGACACUAUCUUAAGAAUGUUUUUGAUGGGAGUGCAUUUAGAAAUCAUGCAUACUUUCAAGGUGACACUAAAAAGAUCUGCAUACAGUUGUAUACCGAUGAGUUUGAAGUAUGUGAUCCACUUGGCAGCAGACGAGGUAAACAAAAGAUGGUGGCUGUUUACUAUACUGUUUUGAACAUGGCAGCUGAAAAAAAGUCGAAGCUUUCAUCCAUACACCUUGCGAUUCUCGUCAAGGAAAAGCUUGCAAUAAAGCAUGGCUUAAAAAAAAUAUUUGAACCGCUUGUGAAUGACAUAGCAAAGUUGGAAACAGUGGGUAUUACUGUUAAUGAAGAGGUUCAUAAAGGAAGUGUGUUUUGUGUAACAGGGGACAACCUUUCACAACAUAGGCUUGGUGGCUUUAAGUGUAGUUUCAGUCAUGGCAGGAUUUGUCGACACUGCAUGGCACUACGCCAUGAAAUAUCUGGCAAGCAUAGACCAUCUGAUUUUGUAGAGAGAACCCCCGCUGUGCAUAACCACCACCUAUCACUAGUUGCACAGGGUCUUAGCUGCCUGCCACUGUAUGGAGUGCGUGGUGAACCUGCGGUUUCAUUUUUUGGCUUUGAGCCCACCCAGCACCUUCCACCUGAUUUAAUGCAUGAUUUGCAUGAAGGCGUUAUUCCAUUUUUGUUAAAACAUGUUAUUUCUUUUUUUCUGAAAUAUCACAUCAUUAAAUUAGAAUUGCUGAACACUGCAAUCAUGACUUAUCCCUAUGGCCAAAAUGACAAGAGAAAUAAACCUGAAACAUUGUCUGCAAGCAUGUUCCAAAAGAAGGGCACGCUCAAAGGAAAUGCUUCACAAAUAUACUGCUUGUUUCGCUAUCUACCUUUUUAUGUAGGUGAACAUGUACCAACGGGUCACAAUGUUUGGGCAUUGUACCUUUCGUUCAGAAAAAUUGUUGACUUAAUCAUGAGCAAGCAAGUGACAAUAGAACAAAUUGCUUAUCUUGAACGGCUCAUCUCAUGCUUUUGUGUUGACUUCAGAAUUCUGUUUCCAAACACUCCAGCUCCAUGCAAACUGCAUUACAUCAUACAUUAUCCAAAGUACAUGGUGAUGUAUGGACCACUUGUUCAUCUUUGGUCAAUGCGAUAUGAGGCCAAACAUCAAUACUUUAAAGACUUGGCAGUAAAAUUAAGAAAUUUUAAAAAUAUUACGUUAACUCUGUCAAACCGCCAUCAAACAUCUGAGAUGUAUCUUCACUCUUUUGAAGAUAGUAGUGUGAAAAUGGUCACUACAGGGUGCAAGCCAGUGUCGCUGGAGCAGUUGCCUAUCGAAGUGCAGAAUUACAUCACUGCAAAUGCUAUGGACACUAGCAAUGUGUUCUCUCUGGUAUCAGCUGAGAUUCAAGGAACUCAGUAUGCUGUUGAUAGCGUUCAAGUCACGAGCAUGUCGGAUGAUGGGCCAUGUUUUGCCACAGUAAGAGAUAUCUUUUCUGUUAGACGGCAGGUCAUUAUGUAUGCACAAAAACUUCAGACCAUCAAGUUUGAUGAGCACUACCAUGCCUAUGUUGUCAGACGGUGUCCUGAAGUCAUUGUGAUAACAGAUAUUUCAGGUCUUUAUUCUAAUGAACUGAGUAUUCAUACAUUAGGAAACAAAACUUUUAUUUCAGCUCGGCAUGCAUUUGCAGAAAAUAAUUGAACCCCUUGUGAAUGACAUGGCUAAGUUGAAUACAGUGAAUGUUACUGUAAAUGGAGAGGUUCGUAAUGGAAGCGUAUUUUGUGGAACAGUAGAUAAAUUUUCAAAAAGUAGACUUGGUGACCUUACGUGCCGUUUUAUCAGUUCAAUUUGUACUGGGCUUCAGAAAUGUUUUGACUGGCUUCUUAGUAAGUCAGUACUCAUGUUUUUUUUUUUUUGGUACCAUUCAUAUUGAUAGGAACUUCCACAUCCCUUCGAAAUCUUUUUUAAGAGACACUAACAAGCAAAACGCUUUUUCACGUACUAGUAAAGUAUGAUUUCACAGUCCCGAAAACACCACUUUUGGUAACGCGACAUGACACGUGGUAAGCGAGAAAAUGCGCGAAAAGAAACUGCGGGUGGAGACGCCACCUGGAGAUUCCCGCACCAAACACUGUGAUGUCGUCAAUAUUUGAAGGCAUGUACUGGGUCCUGUGUAAUUCCUAAUCCAUAAAGUUAGAGUACAUUGUAAUAUGUGAAUGCCUAAAUAUACAAAGCCUCAGAAAAUUUCAUCGCGCUAAUGUCACGAAAAUAGGAAAAAUACAUUAUGGAAUUUCUUACGCAAAGGCUGGAGAUUAUGGUGCAAAAUUCAAGAAUCAAAACGUCAAUCUUGAUCUUCUCUACUAAUAAUGAACCUAUGAUGGUCAAACGUGCAGCAUUGAAGUUCUCAGAGAGCAGUUUAGCAAUCUAAGGCAACUAGCAGAGUGACUUGUUGGGUGAGUUGGUUCAUUCUUACUGAGCUUAUGGUGCAAAAAAAAAACAAGUGCAAACUGUCAAGUGAAUUUAUUUGUAAAAGCGCACACAUAUAUAUACAGGUAUAUGUACAUAUAUAUACUCCCUGCAGUGUAACGAGAGAUUUGAACAAGGUGUCCCCAUAGAAGACGCCUUAUGGCCUAACAAUCCAUUGUUUACACACCAGCCCGUCUGCUCGACAUAGCAUUUUUCACAAGAUAUAUACAGUGGUGUAUCAUAAACUACUUUUUUGGCAUACUCGACUAAUUUAUCACGUAGCUUAAUGUCGCACCCGUGGACCCACUCGCUCUGUCUAGAUAACUUCAUACCCACAGCCGCACAAAUCUGGCGAAGCUUGUCUGCUGCAGAGAAAACCUAAAACCACGCUACAUCCGAACCUGUCCCCUACUUUCUUCAGCUUAUGGGAAACCCCGUGAACAUGCGGAAUGCUUACAAAAAGAGCCCCUUUCUUCCGUCUUAUUCGGCUUAUGCCAAGUGCUUCCAACUUCAACCUUUGCAGGACCCUUUCGCUUGUGUUUCUUUGCCCCAUAGGCUCGUUAAAACAACUAGUUGUUUCUCUUUAGCGUCCAUUUAAUAUACAUUAUUCAGUUUCAAGCAAACUAUAAUAAGUCAGUGGAGUAGCGUACACUUAAUACUCCCUCAAAUGUUCUUUCAAUAAUGUUUAACAUGAAGUACAACCAUAUGUGUUGCACAGCCAAACCUCUUUAUUUGUGAGAAAGAAGUUGCCUGUUAAUAUGUCUGUGCUGAAAAGCUUGUCUCGGCCUUGGAAAUUUUCAGUCAGAUGUCUGUGGGCUGUUGUUUGCUAUAUGCAGUUACUAUGAAGAGUGAUAAGAGGCACUCUUUUCUGUACUUAUUUUUUCAGUCUGACGUUCUGACUUGGUGUUGCUUGCUACACAAUGAUACUAUCGGCAGUGAUAGGACUCAAUUCUUUUCUUUUCAGUGCGAUGUCACUUGGCUGUUGUUUGUUACAUAAAACUGUUUCACAAAAGUUUCUGAUACUUUUUACCGUACUUUCUAUUAAAGCUUAUGUCUUUUGACUGUCUCAUUC
Messenger RNA from Rhipicephalus microplus (southern cattle tick), 4265 nucleotides. RefSeq lists its product as uncharacterized. The record is from RefSeq and is a predicted model, not a curated record. NCBI's taxonomy places the organism in Eukaryota, Metazoa, Arthropoda, Arachnida, Ixodida, Ixodidae.